Anthostomella pinea is the source of this 1317-nucleotide messenger RNA. NCBI's taxonomy places the organism in Eukaryota, Fungi, Ascomycota, Sordariomycetes, Xylariales, Xylariaceae. The record is from the annotation of a GenBank genome assembly.
AUGAGCACCGAACUUUCGAAGCAAUCCGACAUCCUCAUCGUCGGUGGUGGGACAUGGGGUUGUUCCUCGGCUUUACAUCUGGCACGUCGAGGAUAUGAGAAUGUCACUGUUCUGGAUGCUCAUCCCAUCCCAUCGCCAAUCUCUGCCGGCAACGACGUUAACAAGAUAGUCGAGCAAGGAUCAUUCAGUGACGGCGAUGACGAAGCUGCCGUUGCACAAGCUCUGCUCCUGGCAGCAGGCGAAGGCUGGAGCAAGGAUCCCGUGUUCAAGCCUUUCUACCACGAUACCGGCUACAUCGUGGCCGCCUCAUCGCCCGAAGCGCUGAAGUAUCUCGAGGAGCGCGAGAUUAAACACCACAAAGACGCCUUCAAGAAACUCACAACAGCUCAAGACUUCCACGCCACCAUGCCAGCUGGUGUCCUGACCGGCGAGUUCUCCGGCUGGCAGGGAUAUUACAAGUCAAACGGAGCCGGCUGGGUCCAUGCCCGGAAGGCACUGGUCUCGGCAUACGCCGAGGCCAAGAGACUCGGCGUCAAGUUCAUCACCGGGUCCCCUGAGGGCCAGGUGGUUAACCUCCUGCAUGCCGAAGGCGACAUCCGCGGCGCCAAGACGGCCGACGGCAAGGAGCACAUCGCCGACCGCACGAUCCUAGCCCUCGGCGCGUCGGCGCCGCAGCUCCUCGAUUUCGAGAACCAGCUGCGGCCCACGGCAUGGACACUAGCCCACAUCCCCAUGACGGACGACGAAGUCAAGGUCUACAAGGACCUGCCCGUGCUGUUCAACAUCGAGAAGGGGUUCUUCAUGGAGCCGGACGAGGACAAGCACGAGCUCAAGCUCUGCGACGAGCACCCCGGAUACUGCAACUGGAUCUCGGAGCCGGGCUCCUCCGCUCUGCCCCAGUCUGUGCCCAUCGCUAGGCACGAAGUCCCGGCGUCUUCCGAGCGCAGGAUCCGCGACUUUCUGCGAGAGAUCAUGCCUCAGCUGGCAGAAAGACCACUGGCCCACGCGCGGGUCUGUUGGUGCGCCGACACGCCCAAUCGCGCGUUCCUCAUCACGUACCACCCGAAGCACCCGUCGCUGGUCGUGGCGUCGGGCGACUCAGGACACGGGUUCAUGCACAUCCCGUCGAUAGGUGGGUACAUUGCCGACUGCAUGGAGGGCAAGCUGGACGCGCGGUUUGCUAGGUCGUGGCGCUGGCGGCCUGAAACUGCGACGGAGUUCUGGGGGGACGACACGUUGAAUCGCUGGGGCGCCGGGAAUAAGAUGUUGAGCUUGAAGGAGACUGAGACGGAGGGGUGGACGAAGAUUAAUGGAUGA